AUGAUUCUCCCUCAGUCGCCUGAAGUCGGCCUCUCAGAAAUUCGCUCUCGUCGUGGCUGCCUGGGGAGGGCUGACGAGGGGUCGGAUGAACGGACGAAAGCUGCUGUCAUCACGGCGGGCCGCUGUUGCUGUUCGGAGAUGGAGUCGCGCGGCUAUGGUGGAUUGACAGAAAGGCUAAGAUUGGCGAUUGGAAGCUGGGAUCUGCGUCUGCUCGCGAGUUUGCCGGCGAAGAAAGACACGACGGCGUGCGGCGUCACUGGAAGAAAUCGGCAGUCCUUGGCAACUUUCGGUCGGAGCUCGUCUUUGCCGAGAAGAGGGAGAGGUGAUGGGAAAUUUUUAAAGAAGAAGGAGAUGAGGAGCGGCUGA
Molecule: messenger RNA, 366 nt
Organism: Striga asiatica
Lineage: Eukaryota; Viridiplantae; Streptophyta; Magnoliopsida; Lamiales; Orobanchaceae
Source: the annotation of a GenBank genome assembly